Molecule: messenger RNA, 4892 nt
Organism: Pseudophryne corroboree (corroboree frog)
Lineage: Eukaryota; Metazoa; Chordata; Amphibia; Anura; Myobatrachidae
Gene: PPP4R4
Product: protein phosphatase 4 regulatory subunit 4
Exons: 25
Coding region: 1403-3991 (862 amino acids)
Cellular component (GO): protein serine/threonine phosphatase complex; cytosol
Molecular function (GO): protein phosphatase regulator activity
Source: RefSeq, a predicted model, not a curated record
GCGGCGGUAGCGGUGAUGCGUUGCCAUGGAGCCCGGGUGCCGCACACCCCCUCCCAGCCAGGCCGCCUCCUACUCCCAGCCACACUGGUCAGCCAGAUCCGCAUAGCCAGCGAGCCGAGCACCGGACACAGACACCCGGACACUCCGCUAGUGAGCGCAGCCCGCCGUGUGCCUGCCCCCAGACAGAGCACCGGUGCCCCUCACCCCCACUGCUAGCAUGUCCCCGUAGUCUCUCCUCGUUCUCUGCUGCUGUUCCUCCCCCAUUACACGACCAGUGCUCUGUGCCAACUCCUAGGUACUCUUAUCCUGUGCCUCUCACUUCUACUAACCUGUGCCCCCUCAGUACUGAUUACUGAGCACCCCCCAGUACUGCUCUCCACUGCCUGCUCAGUAUUAUGCCCACCUCAGUACUAAUUAUCUGUGUUUCCCUCAGUACUACUCUCCUAUGCCCCGCCAGUACUGUCAUCCCCUGUAACCCCUCAGUGUCAGUCCGUAAGUACCAGUAACUUUCCCCUCUUUGGCAGUCUUCUCUAUUACCAGUUUCUGUCCUGUGACUACCUUUUUCCUGUGCCCCCUCAGUGCCAGCCCCGUGUCCCCUCAGUACCAGUCCCCUGUGCCCUCUCAGUACCAGUCCCCUGUGGCCCCUCAGUGCCAGUCCCGUGGUCCCUCAGUGCCAGCCCCCUGUGGUCCUUCAGUACCAGUCCCCUGUGGCCCCUCAGUACCAGUCCCCUGUGGUCCUUCAGUACCAGUCCCCUGUGGCCCCUCAGUACCAGUCCCCUGUGGCCCCUCAGUACCAGUCCCGUGGCCCCUCAGUGCCAGCCCCCUGUGGUCCUUCAGUACCAGUCCCCUGUGGCCCCUCAGUGCCAGUCCCCUGUGGCCCCUCAGUGCCAGUCUGUCGCCUUUACUAGCAGCAGCUCGGGGCAGCCCUCCUAUACGCGGUGCAGGUCCCAUUACCACCCGCCAGUCAAACAAAAAGCAUCAAAGUAGUUAGUCUGCCAGCCGCGUCCCGUCCUGAGAUCCCGCAUCCGCCCGCCCGCCCGCCCGCCGCACAGCGUGGACCUCCCGUGGCCGCCGCACCGUCUACUCCAUUCAGUCCCAGUGACACGGCGAUGCAAUUGCAAUGCGUUUAAAGCUCCCUCGUAAGCGCAGCGCUUCUUUUGGCCCCGCCCCCAACCCCGCCCACUGCCUGACGCAGACUAGGUCCUCCCGGCGAAGAGAAAUUAGAUGCCACUAGUCCGGUUGAUCUCGGUGCAGCUGACUCCUCCCCCCUGUCCUCCCCCGCCACCCUCUGCCUCUCUCCAGCCGCCCCCACACUCAGGAUCUCCGGCUCCUGGCAUGUGAAGAGCCCCCGCAGCCGCCACUGUCUCCCGGGCGAUGCCCAGUGCGGCUCACUGACUUUCCCAUGCAUCCCACCGGCUUCUUCAGGAUGGAUUUCAGCCAGGGCAGCCUGUUCGGCUACAUCGAGGACCUGCACGAGCUGGCGAUCAUCGAGAGGCCGGUCCGCAGGAGCCUGAAGACGCCAGAGGAAAUUGAAAGGUUGACAGUAGAUGAAGAGCUUAAUGAUAUUGAAAGAGCUGUUUACCUGCUCAGCUCCGGCCAAGACAUCCAGGGAACCAGUGUUGUGGCAAAUCUGCCAGUACUCAUACGGCAGAAUCCUACGGACACACUGCGGAGGGUGGUGCCAAAAGUCAGAGAGGUUCUCCAUGUUGCAGGAGUAGAGAUGCAGCUGACAGCAGCGUAUUCUUUCCUGACUAUCCUACAAGAGGAGUCUGUGCCUGUUCAUUCCUACUGCCUGUCCUUCCUGCAAGUAAUCCUGCAGAACCUGGAGCACCGAGACACAGGUGUUAGCAAUGCGUGGCUGGACACCCUCCUUGCGGUUAUAGAUGUCUUACCAAAAGAGACCAUCAGACAUGAGAUUUUAAAUCCACUUGUAUCCAAAGCACAACUGUCCCAGACUUUACAAUCCCGUCUCAAUAGCUGUAAAAUCCUUGGGAAAGUAGCAAACAAGUUUGAAGCCCACAUAGUAAAACGAGACAUAUUCCCCCUGGUGGAAUCUUUGUGUCAGGACGUAGAGUAUGAAGUCCGCUCGUGUAUGUGUCGCCAGCUGGAGUUUAUUGCUCAAGGCAUAGGGACAGAAUUAACAAAAUCUGCCAUUCUUCCGGAGCUCAUAGAACUGGCCAGAGAUGAGGGGAACAGUGUGCGGCUCGCAGCCUUCGAGACUCUUGUUAAUUUACUAGUUAUGUUCGACCAUGAUGACAGAAGUCAGAUUGUUCUCCCACUGGUGAAGUCAUUUUGUGAGAAGUCUUUUAAAGCGGACGAAUCAGUCCUCACUUCUUUGUCUUUACAUUUAGGGAAACUCUGCCAUGGACUGCAAGGCCUAUUCACUCAGGAGCAGCAGAUAUGGUUCCUUGAAUUCUACAAGAAGCUCUGCAGGUUGGGUCUUCAUCAAGAGAACGGGCACAAUGACAACCAGAUCCAGAACAUAGAGCUAGAAAAGAAGUAUUGUGCCGUGAGAAAACACUGUGCCUACAACUUUCCCGCCAUGGUUGUGUUUGUUGGGGCGAAAAACUUCCACAUAGAGUUGUAUGCCACAUUCUUCUGCCUGUGUCAUGACCCCGACGAGCCCAUCAGAUGUACCAUGGCUCUCGGCUUCUGUGAAGUCUGUAAGCUCUUAGGAUCCAAUGUGUAUUUAAUACACAAAGAACUAGUCGCCUUACUACAAGAUGACUCACUAGAGGUUGUAGAUUCCUUAUUAAAUUACCUCCCGGAAACUCUGGAGCUCAUGACAAGUGGAGGGGACAACUCAGGGUUAGAUAACAAGCUUGUCAUAGUUCCUGACCUGGUCCCAGCUCUGACCUUAGCGGAACAGAGAGUCGCCAACUCUUUGAAAUGGCGAAGCCACGAGAAGUUAUUACAGAAGUUCUCCUGCCUGCCACACAUUAUUUCCAGUGACCAGAUUUAUUACCGCUUCCUGCAUCGGAUGUUCGCAAUCAUCUUGAACAAUAAUGUUUUACCGGUGCAGAAAGCGGCGAGCCGGACCCUAUGUAUAUUCCUGCGCUAUAACCGCAAGCAGGAGCAAAGGCAUGAGAUUAUUCAGAAACUGGUGGAGCAGUUAGGUCAAGGAAAAAGCUACUGGAACCGACAGAGGUUCCUGGACACUUGUGAAUAUAUCAUGGAGUUUUUCUCCAAGUCUUUCUUCUGUAAAUACUUUUAUAUGUCCGUCCUGGAGCUAACAAGUGACCCUGUCGCCAAUGUCAGAAUGAAGGUUUGCUACAUGUUGCCAAAACUAAAAUCCACCCUGAAGCUGCCAGCUGACAAACAUUUGCUUCAGCAGCUGGAAUUGUGCGUAAGGAAAUUGCUGUGUCAAGAAAAGGACAAGGAUGUUUUGGCUGUGGUUAAAAGGACUGUGCUGGAACUGGACCGGAUGGAAAUGUCUAUGGACACAUUCCAGAAACGUUUCUUUGAAAAAGAUUUACUGGACCAGGAAAAAGAGAGAGAGGAACAUUUGCUUCUGGAAAUGGAACAAAUAGAGAAGGAAAAGCAACAGAGUGAAGCACGUUCCAGCAAUGAGAAGAAUUAUGAGAAGAAGCGCAGAGACAGUAAAACGGGAUCAGCUUUGCCAAAAAAUCUCCCCACGGUAAUUUCGGGAAGCUCGUCAGGCACGCAAACAGUUAUUAGAGAAAGCAAGAAGAGCAAGCUGAUCCGGAGCCAAUCAUUCAGCAGCCAUGCCAUCCACCCGAAGCACAGCACCAUGGAGAAGAGCAUUAACAAAAGUAAUUCCGUGAUAGGAGUUGGGAAAAAUGUUUUGCUGCCGUUUGUUGAGGACUCGCUUAAAGCUAGAACCAGCAGUGCCAGUUCCUCGGUGGCAUUCUCCGGCUCUGCAACUCCUUCCUCGCGCAGUGUGGGUGGUACAGUCGACCAGAAGUCCAACGGCAGCAAAGACGCACAGUCCCGGAAGCUUAGCCUGAAAAACAGGAAGUCCAAAUCUUAGCUCAUCUGUUCAGUAACAAAUAAACCAAAGAGAUGCCGGUAAUCACGCGGGAGAUGGAGAAAUAGCUGGUGCUAGCCCAGAACAGACAACAACGUACAUUAUUAUAUGUCCUCCAGCUGAUUUCUAUCCAGGGGAAGAAAAUUGCUAUGAAAGUCUUUACUGCAUGAUGGUUACAUUUAUCAAAAUGACCAUCCCAAAACAUAGCCAUCUGGGAGAGCUGCUUUUUCCCUGCAAGCGUCCUGUAUCCUCCUUGUGUUUCAACCUGAAGACCGCUACUUACCACAAAGAGAUCCUCAAGCCGCUUCGCUCCCUGCUGGCGGUAGGAACACACAGAUAACUUGCAGAAAUUCCUAUAUCCUGGAGCACAAACUCAAGACAGUGGCUUCUAAGUGCAAAUUCCUUUUCUACAAAUGGUUCCGAUUGUGUACACCGCAACAGUUUCAGUUCUGUAAAUACUUUAUUUAAUAUUUUGGGAUUUUUUAAAUAGUAUUUUUCUCUCUUUAUCUAGUGGCUCAAAAUGCUGACCGCAGUUUUCUCUGUUGCUACAAAGUUUCUUUACCACUGCUCCUCCUACCGCGCCAAGAACCUACACCCAUCCCACAGCUGAUGACACAGUUUACUUGGAAAAGCCAAUAUUUAAACAGUAUGAAGCUAUUGUCAGCUUCUUUAUUUGAUGAUAAGAGUAUGUAUAUUAUAAAAAAAAAAGAAGUAUUUUUAUUCAUUGUAUCAAAGUUCUCAAAAAGAAAAGAAAGAAAAAAAAUGAAAUCGGAUUCUGGAUGUUUCUACGUGUGUGCUUUUUACAGAGUCGGUUCUAAUUUAGUGAGUCCAUAAGACAGCGCAGUGCAUGCAUGAUUAUAAAUAAACAUAUUGAAUAAAUCGCUUAGGCCUGUAUAUUUCAUAA